UUCAAUUUAAUAUAUUUUUGCAGUCAUUUACCCGUCAAUUUCAAAAUGAGCCGCAAGUAGAUUUGGAAAAUGAUUUUCUCAACUUUGAUGAAGAGGACGAAAACGAAGGAUUUACCGACGCCGAUCUGAUGGGCGAUCUACUUGACUGGGACCCUCAACCCGGACGUAUGUCGAACCACUGCAGUCCCGAUCGCUUGGAGGAUAACCGAAGCUGGCAGAGUGCCGGUGGUAACAAUUUUAAUUCCGCACAGCAACAGGAUGUGGAGGAGGUGGGCUCUAUAAAUCAGCAACCCCUUGCUGUCGGCUACAUGGUUUCCACGGCACCAACCGGACGCAUGCCCUCGUGGUUUUGGUCAGCCUGCCCGCACCUGGAAGAUGUAUGUCCAGUAUUUUUGAAAACAGCACUGCAUCUCCACGUGCCGAACAUACAGACCACCGAUGAUAUACUUAACUCGACAAAUGCGCAUUCGUCAGCCACAGAUCACCCAUUGGAUUCAUCCCUCACUGCCGAUGUACUGCGUUUCGUAUUGGAAGGUUACAAUGCUUUGUCCUGGCUUGCAUUGGACUC
Messenger RNA from Rhagoletis pomonella (apple maggot), 568 nucleotides. Its product is annotated as mediator of RNA polymerase II transcription subunit 13-like. The annotation marks the transcript as partial. The transcript has 3 exons. The record is from RefSeq and is a predicted model, not a curated record. Gene Ontology annotation, biological process: regulation of transcription by RNA polymerase II. Gene Ontology annotation, cellular component: mediator complex. Lineage: Eukaryota; Metazoa; Arthropoda; Insecta; Diptera; Tephritidae. Gene Ontology annotation, molecular function: transcription coregulator activity.